CUUCCCCCAACUUCCUCCUCCUCCUCCUCCUCCCUCCCCCUUCUCGAUCUCUCUCGCCCUCUCUCGAUAAUUCUCGACCAUUCCCUCUCCCUUCGAUCCUUCUCACCAUUAUCCUCCUCCUCGUCUUACUCGUAGGGGGACUCGUAUCCCCUCCAUCCGAGGCUAGGAGACUCCUCUCCUCUCUCUUGUCGAGGACGAAUCGAAGGCAACAAGGAUGUCAACUCCUGCAAGGAAGAGGCUGAUGAGGGAUUUUAAGCGGUUGCAGCAGGACCCUCCUGCAGGUAUCAGUGGUGCUCCUCAGGACAAUAACAUCAUGCUGUGGAAUGCUGUUAUUUUUGGACCUGAUGAUACACCUUGGGAUGGAGGUACGUUCAAAUUGACACUUCAGUUUACAGAGGAUUAUCCAAAUAAGCCACCAACUGUGCGUUUUGUUUCUCGAAUGUUCCAUCCUAACAUUUAUGCAGAUGGAAGCAUAUGUUUAGAUAUCCUACAGAAUCAGUGGAGCCCAAUAUAUGAUGUAGCUGCAAUCCUUACAUCUAUCCAGUCAUUGCUUUGUGAUCCAAAUCCCAAUUCCCCUGCAAACUCAGAAGCGGCCCGGAUGUUUAGCGAGAACAAGCGAGAGUACAAUAGGAAAGUGCGGGAGGUCGUGGAGCAGAGCUGGACUGCAGACUGAUGCACAAUGCAUCCGACAAUUCCAACAUUAGCUCAGUUGGGUACUCUUUGUACUUGAAAAACCGAUGAACUUUAUGUGACUGUAUCUCUACUACAUGUCUUAACCUGCGUAUAUGCAUGUAUGUCAAACAUGAACAGAAGUUGUUUGCUAUUUCUUGCUUUAAUAGAUUGUUUGUCUAUUGUUUUCCUC
Molecule: messenger RNA, 862 nt
Organism: Ananas comosus (pineapple)
Lineage: Eukaryota; Viridiplantae; Streptophyta; Magnoliopsida; Poales; Bromeliaceae
Product: ubiquitin-conjugating enzyme E2 2
Exons: 6
Coding region: 215-673 (152 amino acids)
Source: RefSeq, a predicted model, not a curated record